Macrosiphum euphorbiae (potato aphid) is the source of this 288-nucleotide messenger RNA. The record is from the annotation of a GenBank genome assembly. NCBI's taxonomy places the organism in Eukaryota, Metazoa, Arthropoda, Insecta, Hemiptera, Aphididae.
AUGAAAAAUAGUACAGCCAAUAUUUUGGAAAAAGAAACUGUUAUACUUGAAACGAAAGGUAUUCACGGAGAAAAUUGCUCAGUCAAAAAUAUAGAUUGGCAAAUAUUAGCAAUGACAUGUAAUCGGAAAGCUGUCGAAGAUGUCUGUCAAAGACCUAGAAAAAUAAUACUAGGAGAAAUUAAUGCUUUCGGAGUUUCCUCAAAACGACAACAAAUGAUGUCUCUGCAGUACGAAAAUGUAUAUACCGUGCUCGUCGUCAAAUUUUACCGAUGGAGCCAACAUGUUUAA